ACCAUGUGGGACGGUCUUUUUAUGCUGCUCGCCUUGAGCACGGUUAUGGGCAUUGCGUGCGUUUCUGGUCACUACAGCGUACAGGAUCGAUUUCUAAUAUGCACAGCUCCUUCCUUGCCGGCAUCCUCCCGCUCUCCUUUAACCUCUCCACCCGCCAAUUGCGCAUCAUCACCCUCCUCGGCACUGGUGUGCUAGUAGGCACCUCCCUGAUUGUUAUCAUCCCCGAAGGUAUCGAGACCAUGUACAGCGCUGGAAGCAAGGCGCAUUCGCACAGUGCGCGGAGUGUUCAACCUACCAUCCCCUCGGUUGUGAGCCUGCAAAAAGAGAUACCUCACCCACCCAAGUUCCCGACUUGGAAGAGAGCAGAUGAUGUCGCCACGAGCUCGUUCACUGGAGGAGCGAUCAAGGCGCCGGGCGCCGUCGACAUGACUAGCGACAAAGCUGCCAUCGAUAUGCAGCUGAAGAAGAUUAAGGAUAGCAAGGAGAAGGAGAAGCCUGCGGAGGACACCCACCCACAAAAAGGUGGAGACGACGACUCGACAGAGGGCCACAAAGAGGGACACACUCGCGUGCACGCACCGGAAGACGACGAGCCAGCCCACGGGCAUGCUGAAGCUGGCCACGAAGACGGGCCCAGCCCACAUGCAUACAUUGGCGUCGCACUGAUACUAGGUUACAUUCUCAUGUUCCUGGUCGAACAUCUGCCAGAAGCCCUGGCUUCCGCGAAACCAAAAUACCAGCCAAUGCACAUUUCGUUAUCGAACCUGGCACGUGGACCGCACAACUCAUCUUCAUUGAGUCUCAACGGCAUGGGCAUGCAGAGCGCUGCAGUGACGCCUCUCGCAACGCCUGGUCUACCUCCUCCACCUACAAAGAAGACACCAGCAGCCACGAUCGGUCUCAUCGUGCACGCAUGCGCCGACGGAAUCGCGCUAGGUGCCUCCUCGACAGCCGAGUCCACAUCUCUGUCGCUUGUCAUCUUCUUCGCAAUCAUGCUGCACAAGGCCCCUGCAGCAUUUGGUCUCACUUCUGUUCUUCUCAAACAGGGGCUCUCAAAACGAAAGGCGCGGGCACAUCUCGCUUUCUUCAGUUUAGCAGCGCCGGCUGGCGCCUUGGCUACUUGGACCAUCGUACACAUGUUCGGACGCAACCACUUGGGUGGUGAUGAAGGCCUAACAUGGGCGACUGGUUGGGUAUUGUGUUUCUCGGGUGGAACAUUCUUGUAUGUUGCGAUGCAUUCCAUGUCUGAAGCCACAGCCUCUCAACACCCGCAUGAAGACCCGACCGCGAACGGUUACAUGGACGCAUAUCCCGGUAACAGCAGCAUGUCCAAGGGCGACAUAAGCAUCGUCAUGAUUGGCAUGCUACUCCCGCUCAUUACACAAAUAGGACACGCACACUCACACGGCCACUAGAAGGAGAAGGAUUUGGGUUGCAUAUUGUGGCGUUCCACACAGGCUGGUUUUGCACCGAGCUAUCUUACUUGAUUUAGAGCGAUGUUGUCGAAUUAGUUUUAUGUACCGUUCUGGAAUGAUACCAAAUCUUGAUCUCGCCACAUCCUACCCACUUGAUAGUCGGGCUCUGUUCUGGCCAGCGCCUAGUAAAAAAUGCUCAUGUAGUCUCCAUAUCAAGAUCGCCAUGCUCGUGCACCCCCUCCCCCGCCUCUGCACCAACCACCCUGUUCUUGACCAUUUUGGGCUCGCCGACCCCACGCCACCUCAUUCCAUACAUCUACCUCACCCUCUGGUCGUUCACAAGUGGCGGUCUCGAGGCUUUACCAGCAAGUGUUCUUCUUAUUCAACCUAGUCUUGACACACCGCUCCCCUUCUCACUCAACUCCUGCUAUGACGGAUCGCUUAUCUACGUCUACACCCGCCUCCCGUGUUCAAUCUUUCCCAUAUAUCUGCCGC
Molecule: messenger RNA, 1910 nt
Organism: Alternaria rosae
Lineage: Eukaryota; Fungi; Ascomycota; Dothideomycetes; Pleosporales; Pleosporaceae
Product: Zinc/iron permease
Exons: 2
Coding region: 99-1415 (438 amino acids)
Biological process (GO): zinc ion transport; transmembrane transport
Cellular component (GO): membrane
Molecular function (GO): metal ion transmembrane transporter activity
Source: RefSeq, a predicted model, not a curated record